UCCCGGCAGCGGGCGCGGCUGUUUACAGGUCCCACAAGUUGCGUUGGUCUGCGAAAAAAAGUGCCAGUUUGGAAGAGCUGCCCCUGUUGCCACUUCUGCUCAGCUUUCUUUCCCUCUGUGUGAAACCCCAGGGUGCUGGAGGCGUCAGAGAUCAGCAAAGAUGUGGCCACAGUGGGGACUGGACCUGAACCGAGUCCGCUGUGACCUGCACUUCACAGAAGCCAUCAACCAAAGGAUGCAGGUCCCCAACAGGCUGAAGGUGGCAGAGAGCUGCAGCUCUGUGGAAAAGGAGCGAGUGAGAGAGGAUGUUCCUCCUUCCUUUCGGAUGCACAUCCCUGAUAGGAUUUCUCUUGCAGAAAUAUCAGAUGCCAGUUUGAGGCCAGACCCUCUGAACCAGCAAAGGAAGGUCCCCUCUGUUGUGGUGCACAUGUCCCCGGACCCCUCAGCGCCGCCCACCCCCCUGGGGGAGCUCCCCUUCCUGCACACACCCGGCAGGUCGAGCGCCCAGAGACGCAGACGAGCGGGCCACCACAGCAGCAGGUUCCGGCGGGACAGGAUCUCAAGUGACUGUGCCCAGCUGGCCUUGCACAGCCCGGGACAGCAGCAUGAGUGGCUGGACUCGGGCCCCCUGCCCGCUCGCAGUGCCCCUCUGCCCCUCCUGGCAGGGGCAGGCAGGAUCUACUCCAUGCACAACAUCGUCCAGACCAUGUACCUCCUGGGCCAGGUGCUCUUCCACCGUGUCCAGGACUUCCUGCAAGGCCCAUCCAGCUCCCAGGAGCCUGGUUCAGCCGCGGAGAGCGCCUUGGAGGAGGCCGGGGUGACUGAGGUGGCAGCCAUGAGAAAGCAGCUGGCCAGGAUCUCGGGGAGGCUCCGUGUGCUGGAGGAGCAGUGCCACGCCUGGCAGCAGAAGGAGGCCCUGGUCUACUCUGUGAUGAUCUCUGCCUGCCUCAUCAACACGUGGCUCUGGCUGAGAAGAUGACUGACCAUGCCUGAGCUCCCUGCUCGCCCUGGCAGGGUGGGUGAGGGCAGGGAGGGGAUCCUUUCUCGUGUACUUGCCAGCAGUAAAACUACGUGUUUGUUCUUAACUUGACCUGCUUUUUGCACUGUGGGCCCUUGAGGAUCCGUGUCCUUCAGGCCCCGAUGACAGUGAAGGUGCCAUCCCUCUGUAGAACCAGAGGUGGGUGAGGGAGAUGGAGCUGGAGGAGCCAGGAGCUCCCAUCCCUGCAGCUGCUGCUGUGGCACCACCCCUGUCAGCUCCCAUCUUGCUGGAGGCAGUUCAGCAGUGGGUCUGCAGAUGCUCAGAUCCAGGGUGACUGUGAGAGUGUUGCUGACAUCUGGGCUCAUCCAGGAGCUUGGCUCUUUCCCAAAGAGAUUUACAUGGGAAAAUCCCCAUGGUGACCCUGUGGAUUAUAAGACCUCCUACCAAACAGUGACAGCACCAGACAGGUCAUGGAAAAUCACCCAUGAGCAGCAGUAGGUAUUUUUUGGGUUUCCAGUGCUGGGUUUCCUCUCCUGGGUCUGCUGCCAAGCUGUAACUUCAGCAGUGUUACAAGAACACAGGUGAAGGAAAUUCCUGACCCACAUGCUCCUUAGCCAUGAACAAGCCCAGUUCAACAGCUUUGCUGUUUCUUUCCUUCUGUGGAGUUCAGUAACACUUGGAUCUGAGGUGACUUUGAGACAAUUCUGGUCGCUCAUCCAGCGCAUCUGCUGGAGUUGUGCCUGCAGGCUCUGGGGACAGCUUUUAGCAAGGCUUAACAGGACCUGUCUGUGCCACCUAUAAGUAAUUAUAGCUGGAUCUACAGGUCAUCCAGAUGUCCCAAUAGCUUAUUUACAGACGUGGAUGCUUGGCUGUUUUCUGCUUGAAACUGCAUCAGGCAUCUGUGACUGUAAAUCUGGCAGCUGGACACUGACUAAUAAAUAACUGUCCCACAGGUAAUUGCAGGUCUGAACCUGUGGCUGAUUGCUGAGCUGAGGAGAGUGCUGGGAUUUAUUGCAGAGGAGAGGCAGGAUGGUGUGGUGGGCUUGGCUUGUGCCGUGCUGUGGCAGGGGGUGGGGAAGGGACAGGAGCACUGGUGGUUCAGGGAUGUGGUCAGGGUCACCACAGGACCUUACACAACAGGUGUAUUAUAUAAGGGGGCUACUUCUGUGUGAAUCAUGCCAGGAAAUAAGGUAAGUUUUUGGUCUGGUUUCUCUUCUUUGAGAGAUGCAAACAUGUUUUGGAGGAAGCUUGAGUUUGGGGGUUUUUUUUAAGCUGUAUUUUAGGGUGAGAAGGACUGAUCCUUUGUGAAGGCUCACCUUCAAAGUGUGGCUUGAAGAUGUUUGGAGGAUAGGUGGUCAAACUAUACAGGCUAUUUAUUGUCAGGUUGUGGAGAAAUACGACAUGACUUUUAUGUAAGGCAUAAAUUCUGCUGUAAAUCUGGAAACACUGACCACAAAAUGCGUAUUUUAAUAAACUCUGUGUGUUCUGGAUAUGUUUUUUUU
Molecule: messenger RNA, 2481 nt
Organism: Myiozetetes cayanensis
Lineage: Eukaryota; Metazoa; Chordata; Aves; Passeriformes; Tyrannidae
Gene: FATE1
Product: fetal and adult testis expressed 1
Exons: 7
Coding region: 161-979 (272 amino acids)
Biological process (GO): positive regulation of mitochondrial fission
Cellular component (GO): mitochondrial outer membrane; peroxisome
Source: RefSeq, a predicted model, not a curated record